This is a messenger RNA of Carassius auratus (goldfish), 603 nucleotides long. RefSeq names its product 40S ribosomal protein S27-like. NCBI's taxonomy places the organism in Eukaryota, Metazoa, Chordata, Actinopteri, Cypriniformes, Cyprinidae. The coding region runs from base 138 to 392 and encodes 84 amino acids. Gene Ontology annotation, biological process: translation. The transcript is spliced from 4 exons. The record is from RefSeq and is a predicted model, not a curated record. Gene Ontology annotation, molecular function: structural constituent of ribosome. Gene Ontology annotation, cellular component: ribosome.
UCACCUGCCUCUCCUAACAUGUCCGCCGAUCUACCUCUGAUGUUGCACUUCCGCUCACGUCCGCGCUCGUGUGAUGAUGAUAUGCGUCUGUUUCCGCCUGAAACUUCCUUUCUGGCAGCGGCUAAAUCUUCGCCAACAUGCCACUCGCAAAAGACUUGCUGCAUCCGACGCCUGAGGAGGAGAAGAGGACGCACAAGAAGAAGCGGCUCGUGCAGUGUCCCAAUUCUUAUUUCAUGGAUGUCAAGUGUCCCGGAUGUUAUAAGAUCACGACGGUGUUCAGUCACGCGCAGACAGUCGUGCUUUGUGUCGGUUGCUCGACUGUGCUGUGUCAGCCCACCGGAGGCAAAGCUCGGCUCACCGAAGGGUGCUCCUUCAGAAGGAAGCAGCAUUAAGAUGUUUUCUGGAUGCUUCCUUGGAGAGAGGGAAUGAGAGAGAGAGAGAGGAAGGAGACGGACCGGCCUCAGUGACAGCAGCCUGAUUAUUUCAAGCAAGAGAUGAAGAAAUGCAACCAAACACUCAUAGAGGUCUGAAGAACUGACGGGAAACACCCUCCAACCUAGUGUCUCUCUCUCUGUCUCUCUCAAUAAAAUGUUUGGGCUACAA